Molecule: messenger RNA, 2221 nt
Organism: Ilex paraguariensis (yerba mate)
Lineage: Eukaryota; Viridiplantae; Streptophyta; Magnoliopsida; Aquifoliales; Aquifoliaceae
Source: the annotation of a GenBank genome assembly
GACCCAGAGUUUUAUCAAUUCUUAAAAGAGCAUGACAAGGAACUUCUGGAAUUCAAUGAUGAGGAGAUUGAAGAGGAUGAUGAAACUGACAUUGAUGUUGAGGAAAUGGAAGAAGAUGAAGAAACCGAUGCACAUCAUGUGGAACACAUAGGUAGUGUUGCAGAAAAGCAAGAGAAAUCAUCUAGAAGAGUCAUAACUAGUGCAAUGAUUGAUUCAUGGUGCAACUCAAUUCAAGAGAAUGGAAGAGUAGGUGCUGUUCGUUCUCUUAUGAAUGCCUUCCGCACUGCUUGCCAUUAUGGGGAUGAUAGUGGGGAUGAAUCUUUGACAAAGUUGAGUAUUAUGUCUAGCAGCGUAUUUAAUAAAAUAAUGUUAUUUGUUUUAAAUGAAAUGGAUGGCAUUCUUCGAGGAUUAGUGAAGCUCCCACCUUCUGGAGGAAAGAAGGAGCUCAUAAUAGAUCUCAUGCGCACGAAACAAUGGAAGAGCUACAACCAUUUGGUGAAGUCAUAUCUUGGAAACGCUCUACAUGUUUUGAACCAAAUGACUGAUGCAGAAAUGAUAUCAUUCACAAUACGGCGUCUAAGAUAUUCUUCUGUAUUUUUGGCUGCUUUCCCAAGCCUUUUAAGGAAAUAUAUUAAGGUUGUUCUUCAUUUCUGGGGUACAGGAGGAGGUGCACUACCAGUGGUCUCCUUUUUAUUUCUAAGAGAUUUAUGCAUCCGGGUUGGUUCUGAUUGUACAGACGAGUGUUUCAAAGGAAUAUACAAAGCCUAUGUCUUGAACUGCCAAUUUGUCAAUGCAACCAAGUUACAUCACAUUCAGUUUCUUGGGAAUUGUAUCACUGAACUUCUUGGGGUGGAUCUUCCGGCUGCAUAUCAACAUGCCUUUGUUUUCAUACGGCAGUUAGCAAAUAUUUUGCGGAAGGCACUGAACACGAGAACAAAGGAAGCAUUCAGAAAGGUUUAUGAAUGGAAGUAUAUGAAUUGCCUUGAGCUUUGGACUGGAGCUAUCUGUGCCUAUAGUUCAGAAGCUGAUUUUAGGCCCCUUGCAUAUCCACUGACUCAAAUAAUUUCUGGGGUUGCUCGUUUAGUUCCAACUGCUCGAUAUUUCCCCCUUAGAUUGCGUUGUGUUAGGAUGCUAAACCGCAUUGCUGCUUCCUCUGGUACAUUUAUUCCUGUUUCUUUGCCCCUCUUGGACAUGCUGGAGAUGAAAGAAUUGAAUAGGCCGCCAACAGGAGGUGUUGGCAAAGCUGUUGAUUUGCUUGCUGCACUAAAGGUAAGCAAACCAACCUUAAAGACUCGAUCAUUUCAGGAGGCUUGUGUUUUUUCGGUGAUUGAAAGUCUUAGUGAACAUCUAGCUCAAUGGAGCUAUUCUGUUGCUUUCUUUGAGCUGUCCUUUGUUCCUGCUGUUCGGCUGCGUAACUUCUGCAAAUCCACAAAAGUCGAGAGGUUCCGUCGAGAAAUGAGGCAGCUCAUUCAUCAGAUUGACGCCAAUUCUAAGUUUACCAAUGAAAAACGAAUGUCAGUUUCGUUUUUACCAAAUGAUCCUGCAGCAUCAUCUUUCCUUGAGGAUGAGAAAAUGGUCGGGGCUAGCCCGUUAUCGCAAUAUGUUGCAACUUUACGCCAGAGAGUGCAGCAAAGAAAUGACUCUUUGAAGGAAUCAAGUGUACUGGUGGGCGAACAAUCUUCCAUCUUUGGAAAGAAGACACCAGGUAUUGAUCGUGAUGAUGAUGCUGAUGAUGACGAUACUAGGAAUGAAGCAGGUGCUACUGUCUUCAGUUCCGCUUGGUUACCAGGACGUGAUUACAAGACCAAGCAGCUUAAAGAUGAGAAGAGGAAGAAAAAGAAGAGACUGAAAGAGCUCCAUGAAGAGUCAGCUAUGGAUGAAGAUGUCGUGGGGGACUUGAUUCUUACGUCGGAUGAGGAUGAAGAUGGUUCUAUGAAUGACACUCCCUCUGUAGGAGAUUUCAAAACAGAGGCAGUGCAUCCCAAAGAGCCGAGCAAGAAACAGAAAUUAUCUGUCGAUUUGUCAAAAAAGAAAACAAAAUUUCAUAGCAAAAAGUCAAAGAAGAGGAAGAGAGCAAAUUUACAUGCCAUUUGAUUUAAUUUUUUAAGAUAUUGUAAAAGUAUCUUUGCUCAUUCUUUGUGGUUUCUUCUCACCGGAAUUUGCAAAUUGAUUAUGAUUAGCAAAAAUUUUCAGCUAUGACCACAUAAUUUUUCAUUCUGAG